AUGUCACAAACAUCUAUUAAAAUAGAAUGUAUUCAUAUACUAGCAAACAAUUUAACUGAAAAGCUUGGUUAUGUACUUUUAAGAAUAAAAGAAGCACAAACUGUUAAUCUCAUGUCAAAUGAUCAAGUAAGUAAUAUUGAUAUUAAUGCUCGAAAUUAAAAAAUAAUAGAAGAGGGACUGUGAAACUUGAAAAAAAUUAGUGUCCUUAGUAAUUUUAAACUCAACGUAACUGGGUAAUUUUCUCCCACAUCUCUAUAUACCACCUUUCAAACAUACCUCAAUUAAUUGGUAAUUUCCAACAAAAAAAAAACAAUAGCCAAUAAUACUCCUGUAGACUACAGAUUUGCUUAAAUAUUUUGUGUAUAUUACCAUUAAUAAUUAUAUAAUAUUAAAUUCUAAAAGAAAAAUAAAAAAUUUUGAAUACAUCUAAGUUGAUAAGACAUUGUUUUUGUAAUAUAUCAUUUCUAAAAAGAUAAAUACAUAUAGACAUGUGGUCCAUCCAUCUCAAUAUACAGUGAGUGUAAAAGGUAUUCGUACACUCUACAUUUUUAAAUAAAUAUUCAUUUUUCUUCGUGACAUUUUAUUUUUCUCGAUGAAUUAAUACAUGCAUAUUAUUCUUUUACGAUUUUUAAUUAAAUUUAAAAAAAACCAUGACAACAGUUAUAUAUAAUAUUCAAUAACAAACAAAACAAUAAACAUAUAAUAGUAAAAAAAUAAUAAUAAUAAUUUUUUUAAUAAUUAAUAAUAAUAUUCAAUAACAAACAAAACAAUACAUAUAAAAUAGGAACAAUAAAUAUUCGUACACUUCUAUUUUAGUUACGGAAUCACCUGUUUACUCACAAUAAUGUUAUUAGAAAACGAUAAAAUAUACAAAAUGUCACAUUAAAACUUUGUCCCCGACCACGUUACAAGAUUAUACCAAUUCAGUUAGCUUCGAAAUAUUAUUGGAAUAUCAUCUAUUACAAAAUGAGUCGAAAAAAAUGCGAGACAAAUAAAACUGAACGUGAACUAAUUCUGCGGUUGCAUAAUCAAUGCCAAUCAUUACGUCAAAUAUCAAAAAUUGUCAACAGAGCUCAUAGCACUGUGAAAGACGUGAUAGAUCGAUACAGUGAUCGGAAAAGUCACGAAAAUAAGCAACGAUCUGGUCGUCCAAAAAACUUUCUGACCAUGAUAAACGUAUAGUUUAACGAAAAGUCAAAUUGAAUCCAAAAAUAAGCGCUCCUAAAAUAGCACAAGAUCUUGCGAAUUUUUUUGGAAUACGUGUUUGUGUAAGUACAAUUAGAAAUUGUUUAAAAAAUAGUGAUUACCAUGGACGAGUAGCUUGUCGAAAAUAUUUUGUAAAUAAAAAAAAUAGACAAAAGAAAUUUGCUUUUGCAAAAGAUAACUUACAUCAAUCUGAUAACUUUUGGAACAAAGUUAUAUUUAUAGAGGAAAGUAAAUUUAAUAUUUUUGGCUCUGAUGGAAGACGUUUUGUUUGGAGAAAAGCAAAUACAGAAAUGGAACCGAAGAAUUUACAGUCUACAGUGAAAUACGGAGGAGGUUCUAUAAUGGUUUGGGGAUGUAUAAGUGCUCAGGGUGUUGGAAACUUGCACUUUAUUGAUGGAAUUAUGAACCAAUAUAUUUAUUUAAAUAUGUUGAAGACAAAUCUUGCAGCUAGUGCCGAAAAAAUGGGCAUCAAAGAUGAUUUCAUAUUUACACAGAACAAUGAUCCCAAACAUACUGCAAAAAAGUUAAGGCUUGGUUGUCGAACAAUGUAACUGAAUAUCUUGUGACGCCACCACAGUCUCCAGACAUUAUUCCUAUUGAGAUUUUGUGGGAUUAUUUGGACAGAAAAAUUCGAGAUCACAAUAUUUCAAGUAAGGAAACUCUAAAAAAAGCUCUAGAAGAGGAAUGGAAUAAAAUUACAGCAGAAACAAUACGUCAUCUGGUUGAUUCAAUGUCUAAGAGGUUGGAGNUAUUAUUAUUUUUUACUAUUAUAUAUUUAUUGUUUUGUUUGUUAUUGAAUAUUAUUAUUAAUAUAACAUUUGUCAUGGUUUUUUUUUUUUUUUUAAUAUAAUUAAAAAUCGUCAAUGAACAAUAUGCAUGUAUUAAUUUAUCGAUAAAAAUAGAAUAUCACGAAGAAAAAUGUAUAUUUAUUUAAAAAAAGUAGGGUGUACGAAUACUUUUUAAACUCACUGUAAGUAAUUAGUAAAGGUGCCUUAAAAAAAAAAACAGAAAAAUAGUACAGGAGUUACAUUCCUCUCUAUAGUUCUCCCAGUUAAAGCACUGCUUUAUACACAAUCUAGUAUUAAUUAAAGUUACUUUAUUCUUAAAAUAACUCAAUAUUUUAGAUGGAAAAUAAAUCAUAUAAAUUAAUUGGAUCAAAAAAAAAUUGUAAUUAUAGUCUUAUUAUGUCAUUAACAAUUGAAGAUUGUAUUGUUAAGAAAAUGGAUAGUAAAAAACCACCUACACAAAUUAAACAUUUAAAAAUAACCAACAACCUAAAUGAUAAAAUAAAUGAUUUAGAAAAAGGUACGUAAAAUAUCCAUGUACUAACUAUUUAUUAUAAUAUCUAGUACCUUACUAAAAACUCUGAACAUCUAUACAUGUUAGAAUAAUAUAUGUUGGUUGAAAAUAAAUACAAUAUAAUAACAUAAUACAAUUAUAAGUAAUGUUACGGGAGAAUCCGUAACAGUAAUACUUAUAUUUGUAUUUUGAGAUCUGAAGGGAAAUCUCAACAAGAUCUAUUUAUAUAGAGGUAUUUAAAAACUUAAAUAUAUAUAUCCAUGUAACUAUCAUUUAUAAGAAAAAUGUAUUAUUUUUUAUCAUAGAAGAAAAUGAUCAUUUUGAAGAAAAUGAUGAAAUAAAUUUGCCAAAAAAUGACGUUAAUAUGUUAGAACAGACAGAACAUUUACCAGCACAAAGCGAAUCAGUGUAAUUUGUGAUUUAUUGUUCAGUUUUAUAUAUUUUAUAGAGUUUUAUACUGAAUGCAUGUUAAGAAUAUGACUAGUCACACAGACAAAACAAUUUCUUCCACCACCACAUUCACUAUAAUAUCGCAAUAUUUAGGUGACCAAAUAUAAAGAAAACAAAUUAGUAUCUGGUCAUACUUUUAUCAUAAACAAAGUAUAUAUAAUUGAUUCAUACAAACUAAAAUUUAUUUAAUAAACUAAAUUUUUUUCUUUAGAAAUGUAUUCUCUUUAGAUGUUCAAAAGAAAUAUAUUGAUGAAUUAGAAAAUUGGAAAGAUAAACAAAUGAUUCUAUUUAUUGAAAAGGUGGAAAUUAUAUUUGUAUUAUUAUAAAUACAAACUCUACCAUACCAUUUUUGGUUUUUUUUUUUAAUUAUAAAAUUUGUAUAGUUGAAAAUUAAAGAAGAACAGUUAUUUAAGGAAUUUAACAAAAAUUUGUUAGAUGACAGAAACCGUAUUCAAGAACAUCUUUCCAAUGAAAUAUUGGAAUGUAAAGCAUUAGCUGAAAAUGUGGAUAAAAUGGUUAAUAAGUUAAAGGAAAGGGGAGCUAUAAUUACAGCCAAAGAACUUGAAGUAAAUUGCCUAGUUAGUUUUAUAUUUUUAACAUUUUUUUUUUAGAAUUAAAAUUAAAAUUGAUACUUUGCAGUUUGCUUGUCAAAAAGAUUCAAUAGAUAAUAAAUACAAUAGUUUAGUGCAAAAUAUGAUUUCUGAUAGACAAGCAAUUAAUGAGCUUAAUAUUAAAAUCAUUGAACUAACAACAAAAUUACAUGAUUCAGAAAAAAAAAAUAUUUUAAUAAAACAAGAAAAUAAACAAUUAAAAAAUGAUUUCAAUACCAACUGUAGCUUCCAAAUACAACAUUUGAAAAAUAAAAUUGUAUGUAUUUCAAAUGUUUAUUUAAUAUUAUAUCAGUGGCACAACCAAAAUUUGUUUGAGUGGGGUUGUCACGUGUCUACAUAUAAAAAGAACAUGGUUUUUUUAACACAUUUUAAUACAUUUUUAUUACUUAAAAUAGAUAGAGAAGAGUAUCCAGAUACCCAAUACACCUCCCCCCCUGGUUGCACCACUGUAUUAUGUGUAUUUAAUUAAUAAAUGGGUAUGUUUAGUCAAAUUUAGAGAGUAAAUAUGCAAAAGCUAAUCAAUCAUCAAUGUUCUACAAAGACCUCUGUAUAACAUAUUAUAGAAAAAUUAAUCAAAUGUAUAGUACAUACCAUGGAAGUAAAACCAAUGGAAAUUUAGUCAACCAGAAACAAAAGUAAAUAUUUAAAAAAAAAAAAACUAUAUUUGGCAAUUAAAAUAAUUUUUAUAUUUUGAGAAUUAAAUAGCCUUUUUAAAAUUUAUAAUUGAAUAAUAUACGAAUGUACAUUUUAAAUAUAUUUUUAUAGUGUUCAAAACAUAUUCACUAAUCAAUUUGUUGACCAGCAACAAGAUGAUGGUGAAAUAAAACAACUUUUAAAUAAAUUGAGAUAA
Messenger RNA from Cinara cedri, 4416 nucleotides. The record is from the annotation of a GenBank genome assembly. Lineage: Eukaryota; Metazoa; Arthropoda; Insecta; Hemiptera; Aphididae.